Spirometra erinaceieuropaei is the source of this 375-nucleotide messenger RNA. NCBI's taxonomy places the organism in Eukaryota, Metazoa, Platyhelminthes, Cestoda, Diphyllobothriidea, Diphyllobothriidae. The record is from the annotation of a GenBank genome assembly.
AUGGUAUCCUUUGAUGUCGUUUCGCUCUUCACCUCCAUUCCACAGCAACUAGCGAUAGACUACUGGCAGAGCGCUAUGGCGGAGGGAGACAUGCCCCUGAAGUCUGAACAUCUGCUUGAGCUUCUGAGACAGUGCCUUAUGACCUGUUUCACCUUUGGUGGACAAAUGCACGAACAAAUAAACGACACUUCCAUUGGCUCCCCUCCAUCAGGCCAAAUCGCUGGAGUGGUUCUUCAACGGAUAGAACUCUUAGUGUUCGCCAGGUAUCAACCAAGGUUCUGGACUCCCUGUGCCGAUGGCACCUUCGUCGUUGUCAAAGCAACUGACAUUGAGCCCCUGAAGGAACUACUGAACUCGGUUUACCCGGAUAUCUAA